Messenger RNA from Neofelis nebulosa (Clouded leopard), 6283 nucleotides. It is a transcript of the gene RMND5A, whose product is annotated as required for meiotic nuclear division 5 homolog A. Gene Ontology annotation, biological process: proteasome-mediated ubiquitin-dependent protein catabolic process. Lineage: Eukaryota; Metazoa; Chordata; Mammalia; Carnivora; Felidae. The transcript has 10 exons. The coding region runs from base 573 to 1853 and encodes 426 amino acids. Gene Ontology annotation, cellular component: nucleus; cytoplasm; GID complex. The record is from RefSeq and is a predicted model, not a curated record. Gene Ontology annotation, molecular function: ubiquitin protein ligase activity; protein binding.
CUCCACCCUCGCCCUCUCCCUUGCACGCUUACCCGCGUGGUACUGCCCACACCUUUACAGCGGCGGCGCGAGCGGACGCCCGUCGCGUUCCUCCGCCCGCGCUCUCCAGGCUGCCCCCCUCUCUAGUGUGCGCUUGGUACAGCCCGCGCCGCCUCUCUCCCUUGCUGGGGUGGCUGCCCCCCCCCCCCUCGGGUCGGCGGCGCUUGGUGCCGCCCGGGAGAACCAGGUCAUCGGUCGGUUUCCGUGAAAACAAAAACAAUCGGCGGCGCCGCUGCGGGCAGCCGAACGCGGCGAGUGAGGACCAGGGUCGCGGGGCCGGGUGGGGAGAGCAAGCGGGAGCGGCGGCGACGCUCCCGGGGGCCGUGGGGGGGGGGGGGGCAUGGGGCAGGCGGGCACUGGCUGCGCGGGGCUCCCCCGGCGCCGCGGCUAGCGCGCCCGCUGCCUCGGCCGCUUCAGCCGCCCGCGCCGCCCGCCUGGGGGACGAGGAGCAGGACGCGGCCUCGGCCGGGCCCGGGCCGAACGGCUGCGGAUACCCGGGCGCCGGGGAGCCUGGCGCCGCCGCCGCCUCCGGGAUGGAUCAGUGCGUGACGGUGGAGCGCGAGCUGGAGAAGGUGCUGCACAAGUUCUCGGGCUAUGGGCAGCUGUGCGAGCGCGGCCUGGAGGAGCUCAUCGACUACACCGGCGGCCUCAAGCACGAGAUCCUGCAGAGCCACGGCCAAGAUGCUGAAUUAUCAGGGACACUUUCACUUGUUUUGACACAGUGCUGUAAAAGAAUAAAGGAUACUGUUCAAAAAUUGGCCUCAGACCACAAAGACAUCCACAGCAGUGUUUCUCGGGUUGGAAAAGCCAUUGAUAAGCCACUUCUUGGCUUCUGUGCAAUGCUACUGAUUUCCUACAGCCAUGCAAACGAAUUUGGUCACCUAGCAACAGAAGCUGGAACUGAUCCUAGCACUGAUGCAACAAAUUUUGAUUCUGACAUUAGCAGUGUGGGAAUAGAUGGCUGCUGGCAGGCAGACAGUCAGAGGCUGCUCAAUGAGGUGAUGGUGGAGCACUUCUUUCGACAAGGGAUGCUGGACGUAGCUGAGGAGCUCUGCCAGGAAUCUGGUCUUUCUGUAGACCCAAGUCAGAAAGAACCGUUUGUGGAGUUAAAUAGAAUUUUAGAAGCAUUAAAAGUCAGAGUUCUGAGACCUGCUCUGGAAUGGGCAGUAUCAAACCGAGAAAUGCUCAUAGCCCAAAACAGUUCCUUGGAAUUUAAACUACACAGACUGUAUUUUAUUAGCUUGUUGAUGGGCGGAACUACGAAUCAGCGAGAAGCAUUACAAUAUGCUAAAAAUUUUCAGCCAUUUGCCCUAAAUCAUCAAAAAGACAUUCAGGUUUUGAUGGGAAGCCUUGUGUACCUGAGACAAGGGAUUGAGAACUCCCCAUAUGUUCACCUACUUGAUGCAAACCAGUGGGCUGACAUCUGUGACAUCUUUACUCGGGACGCCUGUGCCCUCCUGGGGCUUUCGGUGGAGUCCCCUCUCAGCGUCAGUUUCUCAGCAGGUUGUGUGGCACUGCCAGCGUUAAUUAAUAUCAAAGCCGUGAUAGAACAGAGGCAGUGCACAGGAGUUUGGAACCAGAAAGAUGAAUUACCUAUUGAAGUGGACCUUGGUAAAAAGUGCUGGUAUCACUCUAUAUUUGCCUGUCCCAUUCUUCGUCAGCAAACAACAGAUAACAAUCCACCCAUGAAAUUGGUCUGUGGUCAUAUUAUAUCAAGAGAUGCCCUGAAUAAAAUGUUUAAUGGUAGCAAAUUAAAAUGUCCAUAUUGUCCAAUGGAACAAAGUCCAGGAGAUGCCAAACAGAUAUUUUUCUGAAGAGAUAACUUUAAUUUGCGAUUUGUAAGUGAAACUGAAUUGUGGCGCAUUUCAGAAGAGAACGUUCCAUUUAAUGCAGCUAACUGAGGACUCCCGUGUUUAUAUAAGCUAAUGCUCCAGAAACUUUGCCAACAUUUUAGUGUACACACACUGAGGGGAGUGCUCCAGAUGAAUAUUAUCAUAGGGCUUUAUUAUAUUCUUGGUCUUCAUUUUUGAUCAAGUAAAUACACCAGCAGUUGUCAUUCAAUGCAGGUUUUUGUACUUAAUUAUAUGGUGAUUUUUUUACUUUUUAAGAGCAGAAACAGAAAUCAACCUCCCUGCCAUGUGUUUAAUAUUUCUCCUGCUUUUACUUUAGUCAUUUCUUGAUAAUUGUAAGGUUUGAGAAUGUUUGUGAAAAAGUUUUACUUCCUGUUAUGUAUACAAAAUUAAAUGAAAAUUCUUCAGAAAAAGUUUGAAAAACUGAAUUGUGGUUAUAAAACUAAUUUGCAUUUGUUUUGCUUAAGGAAGAAAGCUGUGAUAGAUGCCCAGUUUGCUUUUUGGUGUUUUCCUCUGCUCCAGCUCUCCCCGAGAAGUUAGCAGACCUGCAUUUGAGCUCUGCUUGUAGCCCCAGUGGGCUGCCUGUUUCUGAUUCCAUCAUGAAUUUAGCAGGUUGGUGUGAGAAGCCUUCCACUAGAACAGAGUGGAAGGAGUACUCGUGUUUCUUUGCUUUUAUUGCCAAGAGGUGCUUGUUUUAAAAGGUGUGUUCAAUAAAAUGAAAUUCUGAAGUUAGAGGUGUUCUUAAGUUAAUAUUUGCUCUCUUGGUCUUGGUAGCCCUAUUCUCUGAAAUCUGCCUUCAGGACUUGGCUGUCUGUCUCUUUGUAUAUCAUUGCAGACACAGUGUUGUGUGUGUGUGUGUAUAUAUAUAUGUGCACCGGCAUCAAACAUUGUGUCCCUGGAAGGGAAGAAGCAUGUUCCAGUCCUAAAAUGCAGUUACCAGACUCAUUACUUUAAAUCCUUAAAGUUAGAAGUUAGCAUAUUUUCUGUAGUGCAGAAUAUGUUUAUUGCUGUUUUUGUAUUUGAAUAGUAUACCGUUCAAUGCCUCUCUUCUGCAAAGUGUAUCAUCUCAUUGACUGUGAAUCUGUAUAUUAUUCUAAUGGAUACAGAUAAUGAUCUUUUCUCUUGUGAGGUAUCUUCGUUUAAUGCACUGUCCAGAAAUAGCCAUGUGUAAGAGUCUUUCUCUAUAUGAUGAACGAACUACAUGGAAAGGACUUCUUUGGACAUACUUCUGACUUAAGCGCGUUAAGUCAGUUUGACUUAAGCGCGUUAAGUCAGUUCAUUACGAGAAGAAUGUUCUGUGGAAAUCACCAAAUAUUUUGCAACUUUAUUUCAUCUGACAUGGAACUGAACGUCAAUAUAGGAAAACUUUGAUGAGAAAACGGAGAAAGAAGAAAACACAGAAGUAAAGGACUGGGACACUUUGUGUUUUAAACUGCAGAUUGGUUUCUUCCGCAGGGAGGGAGAAAACAGGUUUGGUGCUGAGUUCACUGGAAAGUGUCAGCAUUUGCAGUAGCAUACCAGCCCAUACCAGACCAGGUGGUUUGUCCUGAAAUGUUUGUCUGGGAGAGCGGGGGUACGUCUAAAGGAAAGGAGUACCUGCAGGAGAACGCUGCUUGACUGCUGUGUGUGGUCAGGCUUCCGGGUGACCGCUUUGGGCAGCGUUAGGCUAUCCAGGCACGACGCUUGCUCUGUCCGACCUCGCCAGUCUUGGCCCCACCGGGACUUUAGCCAUGUUUCUGCUUUCCUGUUGGAACCCUCCCUAAAGUUUCCCCUCUAUCCGGUUAAGCAUUGAAGGAAGAGAGCAGAGAGAAGCUCGUUGGACUCCAUAACAGAAGGUAGAGAAUUCCAGGCAACUCUGGCUGAGGAUGUAAAACAGGUUUAUGACCUAUAUUUUCCUUUGAAUUAAAAUCCAGAGGUUGUUUGUUUGUUUGUUUGUUUACUUCUUUUUUCUCACUAGGCCAGAUUUAGCUUUACUCACAACUCUUAUUCUCACCUUUCCACCUGAAAAACGUAUAAAACAUUUAGGCUUCACAUAAGAUUUGUACAAUAUAGAUGUUGCUCUAGAGGCUGGUGGUAAAUAUUUUGGGGGGCCACACACUUCAUACAGUUGGCUCAGGCCACUUUUAAGGACAAAGUGCUCUGUCCCUCUCCCAGUGUUGGGAAUCCUGUUGACAGUUUUCUAUGCAGCUCAUGAAACUUUAAAAAGAGCAUGCUUUUCACUGAAGCAUUGGAUUUUACAGUUUCCUGUGUAAGGUCCUUACAGUCCUACUGGGCAGGGUAGGGCCAGAAAUUUGAAACUCUUGAUUUGACAUGAAAAUUAUGUCUUGUGACCUUUAACUAAAGGCAUGGGCUUAAAACAUUGGUGACGAAAUGGGACGGAGAGGUGGAUUUGACAAGGCCAGACCUUAACCAAAGAUGCUGAAAUACAACAUGUGGUCCUUUCUGCUCUGGAACCCCCUUCACCAGUGGCGUCAGGACCUUAUUGCCGAGGCCGUGUAGUCAACAGUGCAGGAGGAUGCUCUUCGCCAUGCUCUUCCUCUGUUUGCAGAAGGCCAUGACAGAGCCAAGGGUUUUUUUUUUCUAGGCAGACUAAUUAUAAUAAUAUACAUCGAAAACAGAAUUGCAGAGUGGUUUCCUCAAUUACCUUAGGAACCAUUCCAUUUAUCAGUCACGGACAAAGGCCAUGGGACUAUGCGAAACCAAGAAAACCUUAUUAGAACCUUAGAUUCUAAUUUAGCCAGAGCGUCUGUGCUUUCAAGUACAGUCUGAAAUACAGCGGCUAAAUUUGUCUUUCGAUUUUUUUCUCCUUUGUGUGAUCACAAAUGCCAUUUCUGUCGUUUUGGUGGUGAUUCUGUGAGACUUCUAAUACAUAAAUGAACGGGUAUUGGUGCCUCUUGAUUUUAAAAAUGUUGAAGAGAAGAGCCACCUCAUAUUCAUAGGGUGUGUGAGUAUUUUGUGAGUGUAUGAGCAUUUAAUUGAAAAUAAGAAAGUUAUGGAGUUAAUCUUUUUUUUUUUCUUUCUGUAGCAGCUGAUGUACACAGAGACACUAAAACCCACAGCACAUCCUGUGGGGAAUGAGGAUCCUCUUUUCUCUCCAGGCAGUCCCGCAGGCUGUGUAGUUCGUUCAGUAUUCUUGAUGCUGUGAGUUCUUUCCACCUCAGUGGUUCAGCCUUUGGGACAAUAGAUACUGCAAAAACCAAGAACUCUUGGUUAUCCGCACAAGACAAGCUGCUGGUAGACAUUAGCCCUCUGGUUUUCCAGCUCAACCUCUGAUUAGUGGACUGACAGUCGAGCUGGUCAGUUUGCGUAGUCAGCAGACUCAGGUUAUUUUCAGGGAAGGCAUGGUUUGGUUAAUUUCAUCACCAGGAUGUGUAAGGUGAAGACACAAACCAAAUACCUUUCGUUACUUAACUCUACGUACAUUAUCCUUGGUAACACUAGGAUGCUGUGGUCUUGAGCGAAUGUUAGCAAGGAACACACACGUAGAAGGUUUGGUGCUUCAUAAGCCUGUCCAGCCGUGGUGGGUUUUAUGUGGUACAGUAGUGUUUACUAUAAGCAGGUACAAACUUCAUGAACUGUUCUUACUGAACUAUGAUUGAAUAGAUACCAAAAAUAGAAUGACAAAUGUAUUUUAAUAGCAGAUGAGGCAAUUAGUUUUAGGGUGAGUUUUCCGCUGUUGAUUUUACUUCAGGGGAUAGGGAGGGAAAACAGUUUUGUUUUCAAGACCUUUCCCUCUACAGUUGUAAACUGUAGUGAGCAUAUGCUUCGUUUACUUCCAAAGAGGCAAAAGCAGCUAGAAUUGGCUUACGGCACAUGCUUUGUUUCAUGUUGUGGGUGAGGAUUUCUACUCUUAUUUUAGCAGUCCCUUCACGUUCUCCAGCAAGGCAGAUGUGGGGUUCACUAGGAUUUAGUGCCUGAUCUUUUCUUUGGGGAAGGGGUGGGAGUGAAUGUAUUGGGGAUGGGAGGGAAGCAGGAGUAGAUGGGAGUGUGAGUGCGUGUGCAUGUGUCUGAAAUUCACCAUAAUCCCCCACCUGUGUCUAGCAAGGAACAGGUAUUUAAUGUAUUUUGCUCAUGACUGCAGUGUGCAUGUAUCUUUUUUUUUUCUCCUCCGUGUUUUCUAAACUUACACUAAAAGGAUUCAUUAAAUCAUCUUGUUCAGAUGGCUCAGGAUUGUAUUUCUUUUGCUUACGCUGUGCUCUUGGGUUCUAUAGUAUUUCUAUAAUUAUGUAACAAAAAUAGUGUUGCACUGUAAUCUAUCAUAUAGAGCUAUAUGUAUGGAAAAUUUUGAUCAGUUUUUUAAGAAAUGUAUCCUGUUUGCAAAGGCACAAUAAAGUUGCAUCUUAUAGACUAUAGGCAAUAAAGCUAACAAUAAACCUUAUUUAACACAAACCAUA